UGCGUUACUGGUUGGUCCUCCAUUUUGAGAUUCUACGGUUGAUCUUGCAGAGUCACUGUAAUCGCAGCGCUUCUCAAAUAUGUCUGACCAGCUCUGUAAACUCUUUGUUGGAGGCCUCAACGUGGACACCGACGACGAUGGUCUGCGUAAGCACUUCGAGCAGUUCGGGGUGCUGACCGACUGCGUUGUGGUGGUGAACAAGCAGCUGCAGAGGUCUCGCUGCUUUGGCUUCGUCACCUACUCGACGCCGGAGGAGGCAGACGCAGCCAUGAAUGCUAGGCCGCACAACGUCGACGGCAACUCUGUUGAGGUGAAGCGGGCCAUGUCGCGAGAAGACGCAAACAAGCCGGAGGCCCUCGCAAAGGUGAAGAAAAUCUUCGUCGGUGGUCUGAAAGACGACAUCGAGGAAGAUCACCUGACUGAGUAUUUCUCCCAGUAUGGUCAAAUUGAAAAGUCUGAAGUCAUCUCCGAGAAAGAUACCGGCAAGAAGAGAGGCUUCGGCUUUGUUUACUUCACCGAUCACGACGCCGCCGACAAAGCGGUGGUGGUAAAGUUCCACACCAUUAAUGGACAUAAGGUGGAGGUGAAGAAGGCCCUCACCAAGCAAGAGAUGCAGGCGGCAAAUAGACCCGGCAUGGCGCCGAGAGGAAGGCCAGGCCGUGGCAUGAGGGGAAGUCAAAAUGGCUUCGGAGGCAGAGACUAUGGCGGAAACUACAACUACGGAAAUGGCGGAGGCUACAAUGGCGGCGGAGGAUAUGGUGGCUAUGGCGGACAUUACGGGGGUGGCUACGGAGACCAAGGAAGCGGAUAUGGUGGCGGAAACGGCUACAGCGACUUCGGCACCGGCUAUGGCCAACACUCCUCUGGCUACGGUCCCAUGAAAGGAGGCCCCUUCGGCGGUCAGAGGAACCCUGCCCCAUACACCCGGGGAGGUGGCGGCGGUGGCUACCCGAGGGGCGGCUACUGUGGCUACUAGAUCACCACCCUCUACCGAUUGCCUCCAGCCAGGAUUUGGACGUCAAAAGUAAAUCACUAAAGGGGUGUCGUCUGUCAUGGCGGACCCCGUAAACAUAAUGAAGACCGCAAAGCCCCAAACAGGUUGCAAUGGUAACCUGGUCGGGAGAGCGGCACCCUGACGGUGAUGGGGGUGUGCGAGUGCACAUCCACAGGGGAGGAUCCAGAAGGUGGUUGUCUUCUCCCCUCAGGUGAAGUCCCUUUUCACUAAGGACCCGCCUCAUUGGCUUCUAGAUGAAGUCAUCUUGUUCCCUACCAGUGAUGUUUGGUUGUGAGUGAACGUGCAUGUAGACCCCAGUACAUUUGUCUACAAAAAGUCUUCUUUAUAGAAUAUAUUAUGCUGUUUCCCCACAGGACUGCAAUCUACUCAUGGCUAUGGGGGUGGGCUCUAGAAGACGUCAUUGUCUUAUUUGCAUAACUGGCCAUGACUAAAGUGCAUGUAACCUUUUUGGAUUGUUGGGGGGAGGGGGGGGGACAAAAAGUGUGUCAAACAAGAACAGCAAAACAAAUGUGAUUACAAUACAAAUUAACUUUUGUCAAUUUUUUUGUUGUUGCAAGCAAGGCCUGUGACUAUGGCUGGAAUCUUGGGUACCUCAAUAUUUUGAUAGGUUGAACUACAAAAAGUACUUUUUUUUUUUGCAGCAGCAUAAUUUAAACCACAAUACAAAUGUCAUUCAGAGUACAAAUAGCAAUAGAUCAAUAACAAUGAUUUGUUAUGGUGCAACAUACCUGUAAACAGGGUUUUAUUUUAGGUGUCUCAUGUCUAUCAAGUAGGUAAAAUAAGUAAAAACCUACAAAAAAAUAUUUUGGUGUAGUACAGUGGAUCCUGACCGUGCCAGUCUGUCCCAAAUUGUCCGACUCAAAUUGAAAUUGCUUUUCCCUAAAGAAAUGAAGCAUAUCCAAUUAAUCUGCACCCAAAAAUACAAAAUUGUUUCACAAUUAGUUUACAUGCAGAAAACAGUUAGAAGUGCAUAUAAAUGACGAAUGAAAUGGCAAAUGAACCUAUGUCACUUUCACUUUUUUAGACUGUAUGGCUGUAGGUUUCUUUAAUGCUACAUCUGAAACGAUAGCUAAAUUUUGACAGUUUAAUGUACCAGGAAGAGUGCAGGAGCAAGUCUGAGGCACUUAAGGUUAGAUGUCCAGGUGGUGGGGAAGGCCAUCAUGCAUACCUUCUAUGUGCGACAGAGGUCUUAGCUGGUUGCCGCUGGUCGCUUCUAAGUGUGUGAAGAAUUGUGAUAAUAGAAGAAUUGGAACAAUGCAAGGCCACAAGCAAAAGAUAGAUGCAGCAAUCAGCUCUGGUCCACCGUCUUAACAUAUGCCAAGAGAGGCCUAUAUGUACAGUAACUACUACAUCUAUCACCUUGAUGGUUGAGAGACUGCUGUAAAGCAGCAAGAUCCACGCGGACACCACCUUAGUGUUUCGCUAGUUCUUUCUUGAAUUCAGUUGUGCGCAACCUUUUAUCAAAAUGCUGGCGUGUGCAACUUUUACUGCAUUGUGUUUUGUUUUGUUUUGUUUUUUUUGCAGCCUUGAUGAAAGCAGAAACGUGAUUUAACGGUUGGCAAGGAACCACGGUCAAGCGCGGAUGCCACAAAGCUGAGAGGCGUCUUACUCUUCCGGUUUCCAUGCUAAUAGGCUGCUAACUGGCUUCUUUGUGACUUAAACAUACAUUAAACAUACAUUACAAACACAGUUGGACUCAAGCAAAUUGUUAAUAUGACAAGAUGUGUAUAUUGUACGGUAACCUCAAAAUGUACUUGCACAGGGGCAAACAUUUUGGACAUAAUCCAAAACUAUGCUCACCAAUAGUAGUAGUGGCAUACCGACCCCAGCUGCUCAUUUGAAGAGCAAUAUGUCAGUCUUCAAGUGUCCGGUAAGGCCAGGAAAAAAUGGCUAGAUUUAUUAGUAGUCGUAAUUUAAUAAACAGAAUCUAGAGCAAAUGACAACCAAGUCACCAACACUGAUUCCUCCUGCAAUGUGUAUUGUCUGGCAGAUCAGGUGCGUUAAGCAAGUUAUGCCUUCUACUGUACGGAGUUGAAACAAGCUCCAUUCAAGGCUGAUUAUUUUCCUCAGAGGGGGCGUACAAAUAGCGCUAGAUGUAUUUGUGCUGGGCUGCCACAAAUAAAUGAAUGUCUGGGAAACACUCAUUCAACACUUUAUUCACUACGUUGAAUGUCUUGCUUGGGAAGAUAUUUUUUCUGAAAAUGAAACGAGGUCAUUGAUUUUACAGAUCUUAACAUGUUUUAGUAUUUGUGUCCAGGUAAAGUAGUGCUGCUUUUUUAUACUUGGUUUUUCUCAUGUUUUUAUAGGUUUGUGGCGCUCAUGGAGAUCUGACCAUCAUAAAAGACCCUAUUUAUAAUUGGUCAAGUUUUUGGUUAAAUAAAUAUUUCUCGAUGCAAUAUCCUUGUUAUGUCAGUUUUUUUUUUUUUUUUUUUACACAGGAUUGUGGCUGGUGGCUAUAUUUUCAUAUAUUAAUGAGGUUUAAUAUAUUGAGGAUGUUAUACAUGAAUAAAUUGUUGGAUUGCUGUCUU
Dunckerocampus dactyliophorus (ringed pipefish) is the source of this 3543-nucleotide messenger RNA. RefSeq names its product heterogeneous nuclear ribonucleoprotein A0-like. NCBI's taxonomy places the organism in Eukaryota, Metazoa, Chordata, Actinopteri, Syngnathiformes, Syngnathidae. The record is from RefSeq and is a predicted model, not a curated record. Gene Ontology annotation, molecular function: RNA binding. The coding region runs from base 80 to 976 and encodes 298 amino acids. The transcript is spliced from 2 exons.